CCUGCAUAUAAGACUGGACCUCCUAUUCAAAUCAUAGGUAAAGUAAGACAGCAGCACAACCAGAAGACAGACAAUAUUCAAAUCUUAGAUUCCAGUGAAAUUUAAAGAUGGGGAAAACACAGAGUGUCCUUGAGAAGAAAGGAUACACUACUCAGAAGGAGGUAGAGAAUGGUGUCAUAGCUACUGACAAACAUGGUGACCAGUUCGUCAUUAAAGAGAUCAAAUUGUAUGAGACAUCUGUCCUGAACUCAAGUGCUGGAGAAAUUGUCUCAGAGGUUGAAUGCCUCAGACAGAUUAUUCACCCCCACAUUGUAAGCUACAAAAACUCAUUUCUAGAGGAUAACUGCUACUAUAUAGUGACAGACCAUUGUGCAAAGGGAAAUCUCUCUCAGAAGAUACAAGAGCAGAUGACUAACCCUACAGAAGAGUACUCUGAGAAGAUUAUGGACUGGUUUGUCAAGAUCGGCAUGGCCCUGAAGCAUGUACAUGACCAGGGCCUUCUUCACAGAGAACUGAGACCCCAGGUACUGCUAACAGAACAUAUUGUAAAGACUAUUAGUUUAUAGAUAGCCUGMAAAUAAACUUAAAGAAAAAGGAGGGUUGAUAAAAUGUAAGGUUUUAUGUAAAGCCCUGUUUAAAUAAUCAACUGCAUGUUAUGAUUUGUGGGGGAUUGUUGACU
Salvelinus sp. IW2-2015 is the source of this 679-nucleotide messenger RNA. The record is from RefSeq and is a predicted model, not a curated record. NCBI's taxonomy places the organism in Eukaryota, Metazoa, Chordata, Actinopteri, Salmoniformes, Salmonidae.